AUGUCAUCGAUCGUUAGAAGAAAUAGCAAUAAAUCUUCUGAUAUAGAUGAACAUGAUGAAGAAGAUAACGAACAACACGAACAUUUUCGACAAACACGAGAACGUCGACUUUCAGCACCUGAUAUUCGUCGACGUACAGUGCCAGUUGAUCGAAUUUCAUCGGAAUCUGAUCAAAAAGCUACAUUAUCUGAACAAAUUAAUUCUUCCAAACUGACGACACAAACUGGUAGUAGUAUUCUUACUCGUAAACACUACAGAUCUGGUGGUGAGUUAUAUUUGUUUAAUUCUUUCAUAUAA
Messenger RNA from Rotaria sp. Silwood2, 297 nucleotides. NCBI's taxonomy places the organism in Eukaryota, Metazoa, Rotifera, Eurotatoria, Philodinida, Philodinidae. The record is from the annotation of a GenBank genome assembly.